AUGGCGGACGACGCAGAGGACGAAGCCGCUUCAAGAGAAGAAAAUGUGCUUUACGACUUAACAAUCAAUGCAGAAUGGCCACAAGAACCUGAAACAAUAAGUAGAAAUGUAAAGGACAAGUCUCAAGUUUCUUUCCCUAGGAGACUUGCGUCAGCAGCUCAAAGAACAGCUUGGACAUUUCUUAGAACAAUAGGGAUUCCAACAAGGUCCUCUAGCCCUUGUUCACUUCCAGUUGGCUUGGUAAAGCUGAUCAACAGAAAGCUUCAAUGGCAAAUAGCAGUAUCCAGUGAUGGCCAACAAAUAGCAGUGUUGCAGGAUGCACUUAUAGAAAUAAGAACUGCCAGGGAUGCCUUCGACUCUGUGCUUGCCCGUUGUUCCAUAUCCAAGGACCCUCAUGUUCAGUGGCGCCGCCUGUGCUGGAGUAUGGAUGGCACCAUGCUGGCUUAUGCUGACAGUCUUGGGAAUUUGCAUUUAUUUGAUGAAAUGGGUGCAGAGUUGAUCUACAUUCCAUGUAAACUGCCAGUGAAUCCUAAGCUACCAGUAGAUUUGAGUAGGGCUGUUGCAGCAUUAAUCUUCACAGAUUAUGUUCCUACUUCAGAAUGGACAGCCCAGUUGAUUGUUGUUAAUUAUCAAGGCAGUCUAAGGAGUUUAUUAGUGAACGGUGACAGCAGUAAGUACAAGGAAGACCACACAUUCAGCUUCAGCCAUUAUUACCCACGAGGUGUGGGAACUGUGGUCUAUGACUCCUCUCACAAACUCCUGGUAGUUGGGGGCUGCUGCACUAUGGAUGAGGACAACCCCAGCUUGGCUGAGCAGCAAGGCAUCACCAGGUGGCGCAUUCUGUCAGGAGCACCUUACUAUAAGAUGGUCACAGACUAUGAACAAGAUAUAGCUAUGGCACAGAAGAAAAGAAAGUUUUUCAAGAAGCUGAAAAGUUUUCAGUUUUAUGGAUGGUAUGGUGAUAUUCAGGACAGUGUGUACAAGAUGUGCUUGUCUCCAGAUACUCAGCUUCUGGUCACUAUACACCAUUCUGGGCUCUUGUCACUCUGGGAAUACCCAUCUCUGAAGCUUAGGAGAAUGUGGCCCCUGGCAGAACAGCCUGGGAACGAAGAAAAGAAUCCAAUAAUUGUGGAGAAUUUGAGAUUCAAGAGAGUUUCUAAAGAUUCUACAGAACAGCCUAACUUGCUAGAUGUGAACUGGUGGAGUAAGGAAGCAUUGAUUCUGUCCCGCUGUAGUGGGGCUGUGACAGUGUCGUCUGCUAACACACUGAGGAAUCUGCUGGGGACAUCUCCAGAGUGGCUGGAGCCAUCACCUCAGGUUUCCAAGGCACAUGAUGGGGGGUUCUUGGGACUAGAGUGUGAGUGUAGGUACCAGUCACUGAAGCGCCGCCUGGUGGAUGAUGUGGCAGAGGUAGAUGAUGAGUAUGAAGACAGUGAAGAUGAGGAGGAUGCUACCAUUAUGACUAGAACUAAGAAGCUCAUAAAGGGAACAUUGUAUUAUGUCACAGACAAUGAGAGAUUUCAACCACCUAAGAAAAGACCCAAAAUCCUGUCAAGAACAUACAGACUGGUGUGUUUGAAGUCCACCACACCAGAAGAGCUGUACUCAAGAAAGAUUGAUAAUGAGGAGUAUGGAGAGGCCCUGGCCCUGGCUCAAGCAUAUGGUCUGGACUGUGACCUGGUGUAUCAGAGACAGUGGAGAAGAACUGAUGUGUCUGUGGCCUCCAUACAGGACUACCUGAGCAAGAUUAGCAAGAGAGCUUGGGUCUUGCAUGAGUGUUUGGAACGUGUUCCUCAAGACAUUGAUGCCAUGAAAGCAUUGCUGGAAUACGGACUGAGAGGAACAGAUUUAGAGGCACUUUUGGCUAUAGGAAAAGGCGAAGAUGGUGGAAGGUUCAUUUUGUGUGAUAGUGAUCACAUGUUACCACUGGAAGAAAGUUAUGAUGACAUAGAAACAGAGGAAAGGGUCAAACAAGAGGCUCAGAGAAAACGAAGAGAAGAAUUGCUGAAACAAGUAGAUUUUACAACUUUGAACUUGGAACAGAAAGAGCUUUGUCGAGCUCGCCUGAAGCUGUUGCAGUAUUUGUACCGCCUGAGUACUUAUGAAGAGAUUCUUGGGGGCCCACAUCAAGCUGAGCAGCAUUUUGAUUACACCUUCUUCCAGAAAUUCCGUAGUCAGAAUAUUGUUGAGAUAGCGGCUGACUAUGCUAGGGCUACUGAUAAAGAAUCUUUACAUAUCAUCUUGACCUAUCACGGAGUAGAUACCCUGCCACAUAGGUUGGCAAUUUUAUCCAAUUUCCCAGAGACGUCAUCACCUCAUGACUAUGCUGAGUUGUUGCCUGUGGUGAGUAAUGUCGAGGGAGAGCCAGAGGUGGAACAAUGGCCGCAGCAUGAAUGGAGGGAUCAAGACUGGGUAGAGUCAGAUGCAUGCAGACCCAACAUAGACCCUGUGCUAGAGGACCCAGGAGCUUUUCUAUAUGAAGACAAUCUGGACCUGGAAAGAUUCAGGGGAGAACAACUGACCAAGGGUCAGGUGAGAGACUGGUAUGCAUAUAGAGCUUGUGAGAUUGAAAGGUGGUCAAGACUGGUGGACAAUGCCCUGGAGAUGGUCAAUCAGGCCAUGGAGAGAAAUGUGGAGGGUUUGGAAAAUCUCCAUGAUGAUCUCAAAAACUUAGAGCUGUUGGUUUAUGAUGCCCAUGUGGAUGACAGUGUGACAUUUGACCAGUUCAAGAAGAUGACUGACAUUGAGAAACUGAGACUACUUAUGUCUAAGUCCUCAGAAGAAAUGUAUGAAAAGAACUUAAAGAAAUGGAUGCUGCCGUUUUUGAAGAGAUGUGAUAGACAAAAACCAGGCUCAACAAGAGAGUUGUUGGAAGAUUAUCUUGUCACUAUGGCGAAAGAUGAUCUCACUCUCUGCCAAAAAGUCUUCAGAAGUUCUAUGGCUCAUCAUGAGACCCCAAUCAUCUCAGAGGAUGAAGAACUUCUGACAGUGGCACUGAAGUGUAUCUACUCGUGUGAGAGAAGUGACCAACGGUUGCUAGCAGUUGGAAUCUUGGAAUGUUUGCCAGCAAGGGGCUCUGGUAAAUUGUCAAGUAAAAUGAACAAAAUUCACGAUGAAGUUGACAUGAUGGAGAGGGAUCUAAGUGCUGCAGAGAUCUUGGAAAGAAAUAACUUACCUAAAACCAUGUCAUAUAUCAAGUCCUCACAACAAGAUGUAGAGGAAACCAAGAAUCUUCUCACAAAGCUCACCAGAAUUGCAGGAAGAAAAACCCCUCGCCUAACAGAAAUAGAUUGGAAAAAACUUCUGCAGGAUGUACUUGAACUGCAGUCCAGAGUGUAUGGCUGUGUAAGCAGGGACACUUGUUAUGAGAUAUUCGUCGAGAGUCUGCUGUGUUCCAGUCACCAAGGCAACAUCCACCUGGCAGGCCAGUACCUGGAGAAGAGUGCCGAUGAACAUGCCUCCCCCAGGCCCAGUGCUCCACAGACCAUGUCCCAGUACAAGCUCCCAUACAAAACUGCCAUAGAGCUGGUCCUGCAGGCUGCCAGGGAGUACUUUGACUCCUCGGCUAGUUUGAGAGAUGAAUGCAUGGAUCUGGCUAGAUCUUGCCUAAGCCUAAUAGGGGACAGGCCACCCAGCAUUCAGGAGGAUUUAGACCUUAUUGCUGCCAUCGAUCUAUUGAAUGAUCUGGAAGUUGCUGCUUUACCUUUACAAGUGCGACUAUGUAAAGAGAGACUAGAGUUUGUAGAGAAAGCAAUUCAAAAGAAACCAACAACUUACAAGAAUUAUAACAAGUUACUGAAGCUGGGAUCAUUGUUGAGGGUAUCUGGGAGAGACAAGGCAGAAAAAGAGGGCCGAGUGUUGAGACUGGUGACACAGGCUGCUCUCAGGGACAAAGACUUCAAGCUAGCCCAUCAGUUAUGCCGUAGAAUGAUGGAGAGUGGGUAUGCUGCCAUAUGGACAGAGUGUAAAGCUCUGGCUGAGGCUGAAGAAUUUCAGGAUAUUAGUGCAAAAGCUGAGUUGCUGUCCUUUGCAGUAACUCACUGUUCAGCAGAUAUGAUAGAACCUAUCCUCAGAGCCAAGUGUCUGCUAGAAACCAAGAUAUUAUAUGAUACCAUUCAAACCCAAACGCACCAAGAAACAGAUUCCAACAAGGGUACCAAGGCAACAAACCACAGUCCGUUUUCGGCCAGAGGGGCCUUGCAACAAACUAGAGAGAUCCUGACCUCCACCAGUAAAACCACCAAGAGCCUCCUGACCACCUUCAGUGACAAGCAAUGGUGGAAAAGUACCCUGAAGAACCUUGACCCUCAGGGUGGGCCGAGCAGGGAGAUGGCACAGGAAGUCAGGAAUGCCAGGAUGGAAAAGCAAGGCUAUCAUCCGUUCUAUGAAGAUUGCAUUGAGAAUGGGCAUUGUGAUAUAAAUGCCUUCAAUUAUAAGCAGUUUAGCAUGCCAAAGGAUAACAAUCCAACAACGGAACUGAGUGAGAUAUUACUGAGGACUGCCAAGCUGGAGGAGACUUUGACAGAAGGAGCUGUUGUUAAAUCUUCAAGAGAAGUAUUGUUAAAACUUGCCAAGGAUGCCAUGUCAGAAGAUGCAGCAUUAGGCUUAGCCUAUUUAUUUGCUUUGUCAGAGAUCACUGAUGCUGACAAGUGUUUCACCAGCCUUCCCCAAACGGCCAUAUCUCUUCAACUGGCCACGUACUACUACGCCUUACAGACAUAUACCAAGGUCCAGCAGGCACAGGGGGACAUUGCUGACCAGAGUCCAGUUUACCACCAGCUGCCCAGUGAGGUGGUCAGUAACGCGGUCAAUUUUUUCAAUACAUACCAGGGAUCUGAGCCUCUUAAAGCUGAGGUGCAUGAGCUGGGAAAGAAGUUGAAGAGUUACAAUGAGCUGCUGGAGGAUUAUGUACAAGCUCAGACUUUGAAAGAACUUGGUAGAGGGGUUGAUGUAACUCGUUUUACAAAAGAUAAUGAGUACAAACAAGAGACAAUCCUAGGACUUGCUAUGUCACUUGAGCACAAUGUGUACCAGCUGGCAGUGUCUCUGGCACAGAAGUAUGACAUUCCAUUAUGGGAGGUGUACAUGACACACUUGGAAUUUCUUUUUACUGAUAGUGGACUAAGCACACAUGACCUAGAACAUGAAGUGCAGACAAAAAGCAUUCUUGCUGUUCUUGUGUCCAAACCUGUAGAGUUUCUUGAGAGAAUGCAGACAUAUGUGUACCCUAGUAUCAGGGGUUCAGAUCAUGCCAGGCUGCUGUGUUAUUACACUAUGCUCUCAGGGUGUAGUGGAGAGGAGGCCAUGACACCUGAAGUACACGUAAAGCUGUUGAAAAAGAUCAAGCCUGCCGCUCCAGGUCUUGAUUACAAGAAGUUAAUGGAUGGCAACCAGAAGCCCCUGGAGAUCAUCAAACCCAUUCUGACCAGUAGCAAUGUCCAUGUCAUUGCUAAACUGGCUGCAAAGAUCCCUAACCAGGCUGGUGGUUACCUGCAGCCCAGUGUUGUAUUUUGUGCCUGGGCCAUCAAGCUGUUCUGGGAGGGUGAUCAGAAUGCCAAGAAACUGCCCGAGAGUAAGGCAGAGUGGCUUCACAGGUAUGAGUCUUGCAGCCAGUAUCUUGAAAAGAUGUCACCAGAAGAUGCCAUAGAGUUCAUCUGUGGUAUUUCAUUUGUGGAAACUGCUGUGGAACAACUAUCAUUUGAAUGCAGGCAAGAAAUUGUGAGGAGGGGAUUAAAAUUUUGCCGACAGGAAGGAGGGAAGAAGAAAAAGAUGGAUGAUUCUGGGUGUGAAAUUACAUGGACAAAUGCCAUUGAUAGCAUGCAGGUGUUAUUAAACCACUUGGACCUGCUGACCACCGAGACUUUCACUGCACUAAGGCAGGCUGAGGAUGAGGAAAUACAGAGCUAUGCCAAGUUGUUUGAUCUUUCCAGAGGUGAUGAAGUUAAGCUUCAAGAAUUGCUGGUCAAGAUUCUGCUGGAUGGUCAGCCUAUUGAAAUGGUGGAAGAUUUGCUCGCUGUGACCAGUAUAGGCAACUGGACAGUCAACACAGCUGUAGUGGAAGCACUGGCAGUUAUUACUGAUUCUUACAGGAAUCCAGACACAGCCAAUGUUAUGCUAGAGGGGAAAGAGGGCCUGGAGGUGCUGAAGUCUUUAGUCGUUCAAGUCAGUGAACACCACAAACAUGGGGGAGAGCUUGUAAAUCCAGAGGAUAUUAUUAACCUCUUGCGUCCAUUUUGUGCAGAUGCAAUUGUUCCUGUGGAGCCAAGACUAGAUGUCCUGCAAAUACUGGAGCAAUGCUUUGAUUUGACUGAUAACGACCUAGUCCUAUUGGUGCUAUACAGAACUGAUGCCAUUGUAUCUACAGCUUGGGAAGACAAGAAGCUGACAGAGGCAGACAUUAACUGUGACAGUAGCAGACAGGAGUUGUUCAAUUCACUUCUGGGCUGCAGUGCAAACAUGGCACAAUAUCUGGCUCUCAGUAAAAUGCUCCGUGUGUGGCCCCUGCUCAGUAGCCUCAAAACCAGUUCAGAAGAUCCCGCCAACCAUCCUCUUGCCAAACUGUGCUGCGCUAUGGUGGAGUGUUGUAAUCAAGAAGGUGCUGAAGCAGUGUUGCGGAUAUGCAAGGAUACUAUAGCCAUUAUGCCACUUAGUGUGAAGUGUACACAGCAUGUUGUGGGCCACAUGUUGAACCAUGGUCACUGUUUGCCAGCUGUGAAACUGUGUUUGAUCACAGCAUAUCCAGAUAUGCAUUCAAAAGCAGUGGAGGAACUGAUUUCCAACCCACAGGUAUUUGAAGAUGAAGAACUUCUUAAUCUUCUCCUCAAGCAUAAUCUUACAUCAAAAAUAGUAAGUACCCCAUAUUAUUCCCUGGUGAUAACCUACCUUCUGUCCAAUCAGAACACGGAGAGUACAUCACCUGAUGGCAUGGAUGUUAAAUCAGUUGCUAGGCAACUCCAGGAGGCUGGUCACAUGGCAGAGGCUGGAUCUCUGCUGCUAAAGUACAGAGGUACGCACUCUGCUUUGAGGACUUUUGAGGCUGCUGUAGGGAUAGUGAAACAAUGGUUCAACAACUAAUUUUUUCGCCUUUUUGACUGACAAAACUUGAAGAUAUAAGUAAUGUCAAUCCUUAUUCAAAGAGAAGAAUUGAAAUUAUCUGCUGUUAAAGCUUAUAAAUUCAAGCAAUUGAAUGUGUUGACGACAAUUUCAUAUGUCACAUACUUUUAAGAAACUGGUCAACAGAAUAAACCUAAAAUAUAACUUUCAUGUUAAAUCCAAUGUGUGCUUCAGGAAAAUUUAUUUUGACCAUUUCCAAUUUUUGCUGAACAAUUUGAAUUCCGUUAAUCAUGGAUAAUGAAAAUGAAUAAUAAAUGGUGUGGUGAAAAGUGAAUUUUUGUUUUUUGCCUCUCUUUCUGGCUGCAA
This is a messenger RNA of Lingula anatina, 7419 nucleotides long. RefSeq names its product NBAS subunit of NRZ tethering complex-like. Gene Ontology annotation, biological process: retrograde vesicle-mediated transport, Golgi to endoplasmic reticulum. Gene Ontology annotation, cellular component: Dsl1/NZR complex. Gene Ontology annotation, molecular function: SNARE binding. NCBI's taxonomy places the organism in Eukaryota, Metazoa, Brachiopoda, Lingulata, Lingulida, Lingulidae. The record is from RefSeq and is a predicted model, not a curated record.